Messenger RNA from Acanthochromis polyacanthus (spiny chromis), 556 nucleotides. RefSeq names its product C-C motif chemokine 14-like. NCBI's taxonomy places the organism in Eukaryota, Metazoa, Chordata, Actinopteri, Pomacentridae. The coding region runs from base 46 to 333 and encodes 95 amino acids. Gene Ontology annotation, cellular component: extracellular region. The transcript has 3 exons. Gene Ontology annotation, molecular function: chemokine activity; CCR chemokine receptor binding. Gene Ontology annotation, biological process: positive regulation of ERK1 and ERK2 cascade; neutrophil chemotaxis; monocyte chemotaxis. The record is from RefSeq and is a predicted model, not a curated record.
AAAAGCAGAGAGAGCAGACUGACGAAGACAGAAGCAAACAGCAUCAUGAUGAUGAAGAUGAAGAUCGCCCUGGUGACCUGCGUCCUGCUCGUCUCAUCUCUCGCUCUCGUGGCAUCUGAGAGCAGCUUUGGUCCUCAGUUUUGUUGCUUCUCGUACUACGAAGGCCGCCUGAGGAAGGCCAAUGUGAUGGAUGUCAGACUUACAGCCAGUAUGUGUGCUAAGAAAGGCGUCAUCCUCACGAUGCUGAACGGUCUUAACGUCUGUGUCGACCCAAGUGUUCAGUGGGUCAAGAGCAUCAUCGAGGCCAAGGAAAAAGAGCAGAUGGAGAACUGAGAAGUUCUGCCUCCAAGAUUUCCGACUGACCCGAUAAACUCCUCAACACCCAAAAACUUCCUGAGAUGAGCAGCAGCAGCAGCAGCGACGGAGUACAUCAACAACUUUCUCUGCUUAUAUACAGAAUAAUUCUCUAGUAGAUUAGUAUGAAAUGAAAAUCUUCUUUUAUAUAUUCUCUUCUUGUCUUUGCAUGAGCGUUUUCAUAUUAAAUCACGUGCUGGAA